Molecule: messenger RNA, 3285 nt
Organism: Setaria italica (foxtail millet)
Lineage: Eukaryota; Viridiplantae; Streptophyta; Magnoliopsida; Poales; Poaceae
Product: probable RNA-dependent RNA polymerase 3
Exons: 14
Coding region: 851-2806 (651 amino acids)
Biological process (GO): siRNA processing
Cellular component (GO): nuclear RNA-directed RNA polymerase complex
Molecular function (GO): RNA-directed RNA polymerase activity
Source: RefSeq, a predicted model, not a curated record
AAGCGCCAAGCCAAACUCGCUCCCUCCCCUCUCGCCGCGACACAGCCCACUCUUCCCUCUCGCCACCGCCGGCGGAGGGCGCAUGCUCUAAACCCUAGACUCUACGCCCACCCGGAGACCGGCUGCACCUGCAAUGCAGCAGCCCUCGCCGUGCUACGACGACCAGCCGACGCCGCCGCGGGCGCUGGGGCCGCCGGUCCUCCCGGCGGCGGUGUCCGCGGAGCUCGCGCGGCUCGAGGCGGAGGUGGGGCAGGCCGCGGACCCGCAGGCGCGCGCCAGGCUCGCGGGGCUCGGCGAGGCCGCGGCGUCGCGGGCGCUCCGGAGGAUCUGGGAGAAUCGGCACGGCGUGCGGAGGCUGUCUGUCACGACCCAAAUUGCAAAACAAGUUUAACACUCUGACCAUCAAUUCACUUAAUUCGAGAUCAAAUUGGGCGGUUCUCACACUGUCCGCCUACAUCAUGCGCAUGGUGGAGAGGGAGGCCAUGGAGCACAACGCCGCCGCGAUCCCCACCGCCGAGAGCGCCGCCUCGCAAGACAAUUCGGUAUUUAUUGGGGCCACUGUACGACAACGAGGUUCAGAGCCCUGAUGCUGGAAUUGCCUUUGGUCUUUCAAACCAGGCAACAAUCAAGCCUGCGAGCUCUGUCCAGAAGAUGCCUUGCAGACUGCAGAAUGAGCAGAGAAGAGAUUCUUAUACUGUUCCAGUUCCAGACUCGGAUGAGACUGGAGGUUGAAAGCAGCCCGCCCGGUUGGACCUCUCCUGGUGGGUUGCAGAAUCAGCCUCCUUUCUCACCAGUGGCUUCUCCAGCGGCAAAUCGCCGAAGAACUGAAGCUGGAUAACCCGAGUAUGAGAUGCCCGAUGGCACUGCCCGGGAUGACACCCUGAGCCCUGUUCGGGAUAUUACAAGGCGUGUUCGACCAAUGGAUGGCCCGUCAGGGAGGGUAGGGGUGGCAACACCACCUUCUCUUGCUACUGGGAAUGCUUUGAUGGCAACGGAGGCACCACCACCGAGAACUGGCUCCACAACCCGGGAGCGUGUCAGCUUUCCAAGCCCUCAAAUGAUAGCACUGGGGGAGUUGGAGUUUGUUCGUGUUUUCCUCAUUUAUGUGUACCUUGCAGACAAGAAGAUAGAGGAUGUAAACUACAUAAGGUAUUUGAAGUCUCUGCCCAUGGAUUGCUUCGAGUCAGAAAUCUGGAACAGAUUUGAACAUGAGUCUCUACCAGCAUCAGAUAGAAGAAAGAACGUUGAUUGGGACCCAAGCAAGACAAGACUGUACUACUGCAUUGUUGAGAAAAGAAAUGACUCCAUAGUAACCAUUUUUAAGGGACCAUAUAUUGACAAUACAAGAACUCAUCUGCAAAAAAUUGUUGGUGAUGACAAUGUUCUUAUUGUGAAGUUCGCUGAUAUACCUGGGCUUACGAAUAGUGCAGGCAACUUUGGUAUCUACUGCAUGUAUUACUGCCAGGUUGCUGAAGAUCGUAUCCUUUUGGGUCUGCAUCUCUACCGCUUUUUCAUUUACAAAGAUGGAGGGAAGGAGGAGAAACAAAAGGAGGAAAAAAAUAAAGCGAAAAACAAGAAAUUCAGACCUUCUUUUAGGUGCUAUUUUGUUCACAUCGAGUCUGGUUGCACAAUCGAUCAAGCUCGUAGGCGCUUUAUGGACAUACACAAUGCUCCCACUGUGUCAAAAUAUCUGGCCAGGUUUGCGUUGAUAUUAUCCAAAACUGUCACAUUAGAUGUUAACUUCUCGGAGAUUAAUGUUAUCAUAAUUGAAGACAAACCCUGCAAGGAUGAACAUGGAAACAUCGUUCCUGAUGAUGAUGGGAAGCCCUUAAUACACACUGACGGGACCGGCCUAAUAUCAUUUGAUUUAGCUAUAAAAUGCCCAGUCAGUGUCUUCAAGGGAAACUUUUUGAAGGGACAUGAGCUGCAGGAUACAGUGGAUUCUGAGAAGCAUCGAUAUCUCAUCUCAUAUCCUCUUCUAAUACAGUUCUGUAUGUUCUAUAAUGGAAAUGCAGUAAAGGGAACCGUUCUAGCUGAUAAAAGGCUUCCUGAUAAAACCAUUCAUAUUAGACCAUCAAUGAUAAAGAUAAAUGCUGAUUCCAAUUCAUCAGGCGGGCGUCAUUUAACUCGUUCGAACAACCGGCCUAGAAAGGCAUAUACAUCAAGGUUCUUAAUCGCACUGCUUCAUUAUGGAGGCGUUCCAGCUGAGUAUUCUAUGGAGCUUCUAGGGAAGGCAAUAGAAGAUGCCAAUAAGGUUCUUAAUAAAGCUGGGGACUCGCUGGAAGUUGCAUUAAACCAUGCUGACAUGGAUGAUUUAAUGUCUGGACGAAUGAUCCUUGCUGGAAUUCAGCCAGAGGAUGAGGCACUUUUGCAAUUCCAGCUAGAUAUAAUGACCAAAGAAGAAAGAAAAGGUUUCCGACAGGGAAAGAUACCGAUUGAUGAUUGUUAUUAUCUAAUGGGCACAACUGAUCCCACAGGGGCCCUGAAACCAGACCAAGUUCGUGUGAUACAUGACAACCGCCAAGUUUCAGGAAAGGUUCUUGUCUAUAAACAUCCUGGGUUACACUUCGGCGAUAUACAUAAGUUGACAGCAACACAUAUUGAUGGUCAGGAGGAAAUUGUGGGGGAUUCCAAAUAUGAUAUAUUUUUUCCAACCUCUGGAUCACGGUCUUUGGCUGAUGAAAUGGCCAAUAGCGAUUUUGAUGGAGACAUGUAUUGGGUCUCAUGGAACUCACAGGUUGCUUUUGUUUCAAACAAUUUACCAUUUAUAGUGAACUGUUCAUGCAUCUUUUUACAUAGCAAUUGACUGGGGUUUUAGAAAACACCAUGAAAUUAGUUUCACACGGCCCCAACUAUAGAAGGAGUGCUAUAAUCAACCCAUAUCUCUUGAUCCUUCUUGCUGACUUACAUUAGCCAAUUCACAGUUUAAUGAUAAAUCUCCAAUUCCCCAUGUUGUAACUUCCCUUCUGUUACUUCAAGCAUCUUGAACUUUAAUACUACAUGAAUGUGCACUUUUCAUUAGGAAAACCUUUAUGUUUGAAAAGCUGGAUCCAAGUCGGAUUCCCGCAUUGUUACCUCAAAGAUCAAGUGACUAAGCAACUUCCAAGUUGUUGAGCUUUAGAACCUUGUUACUCCAUGCUGUCCUCAAUUGUCUGCGGUGGGUGGCAUGUUGAGCGGAGAGAACAGAUGAUGUGCUGCUGAGGAGAUGCAAUGGCUGAGGCCCCACGAUGGUGAGGGCUAAGAAGUAGGUGAACAGGGACCCAUGAGUAGAAGAGAGAGGAGAGA